GCGAUUGCUGGAGGGCGAGCGAGCGAGGCUGGCGGUGGCUGACAUUCGCGGCCCCUGAGCGGAGGAGGAAGAGGAGGCCGACCAUGAGGCACGAAGCCCCGGUGCAGAUGGCAUCUACACAAGACCCAAGGUAUGGCCAGAAGGAAACAUCAGAUCAGAACUUCGAUUACAUGUUCAAACUGCUCAUCAUCGGAAACAGCAGUGUUGGGAAAACCUCAUUUUUGUUCCGAUACGCUGACGAUUCUUUUACAUCAGCUUUCGUAAGCACUGUUGGGAUCGAUUUCAAAGUAAAAACUGUUUUCAAAAACGAGAAAAGAAUUAAGCUACAGAUAUGGGACACAGCUGGUCAAGAAAGAUAUAGGACGAUUACUACAGCCUACUAUCGGGGCGCAAUGGGUUUCAUUUUAAUGUACGACAUCACCAAUGAAGAAUCUUUCAAUGCUGUGCAAGACUGGUCAACCCAAAUAAAAACAUACUCUUGGGAUAAUGCCCAGGUUAUUUUGGUCGGCAACAAAUGUGACAUGGAAGAAGAACGGGUAAUCUCCACUGACAGAGGGAAACAUUUAGCAGAACAACUUGGUUUUGAAUUCUUUGAAACAAGUGCCAAGGACAACAUCAAUGUGAAGCAGACGUUUGAGCGACUUGUGGAUAUCAUCUGCGACAAAAUGUCAGAAAGUCUGGAGACAGAUCCUGCCAUUGCUGUUGGUAAACAGAACACAAGACUAAAAGAUACCCCUCCUCCACAGCAACCUAACUGUGGCUGUUAAUAGAAUCAUUGUCGACAGAGGCAGCUCCAGUGUGUUCUUUUGCCAAUAGAGUAUUUACAUAGGGUCUAUAUGCCUUUAUUUAUAAUGUCUUACUGGUUCCUUUGGGGGAAAUAUGUCUUCUUUAACGUCCACUGCUGGUACAGUACGUGCAUAGAGUUAUUUUGUGGAACAGAUCACUAAAGCAGAAGGAAAGGACUCUCCAGUUAAUUCAGCAUUUGGCCUCUGCACGUAGGUGGCUGGUUUGUCUCUUCUCUUACAUUUCCUUUUUCUUCCACAUAUAUCCAUUAUCACUUCAGCUGGUGCUGCAUUCUCAGGCCCAAAUUUUGUUUGGGUUUUAUUUAAUUUUUCCCCCAUCUGUGCUCAGUUAAUGCUAUUUACUCUUCUUGGGUGUUUGUUGAUACAGCAGUCUAGAGGAAAAAUUCUCAUUAUUUGGCACUCCAAAUCAGGGCUAAUAUUUCAGGAAGCUAGCGAUGCAAGUUCAGGUGACUUGUCAACGAUUGUGCUCCCUAGAGAAUCUCCAUGGUGCAAGGUGACUGCAUCCCUAAACUACAGAAGGGGUUUUUAGAUUUUCCAGAUCACAAACCACCUCCCUUUCAAACAUCCAUCAUUGUGAAUGAUGUUUUAGGUUUGGAAUCAAGACAUAAAGUUGUCUAGCUUUCAACCCAUGAUGCCCUUGCAAAAUCUGACUAACUCAUUUUGUCCCAGGAUUUUGGGUCACCUUUACUGGAAUUUUGCUUAUUUUGAAGGGUUUUCAUUCAUUGUUUAGAUUGUGCUCAUGUAAAGAUAUACUUCGGUUUAGAACAAAGGAAAAAUUGUAGUUGUUCUAUUUUUGAUGUAUCAUUUGAUGUAUAAUACCCCAAAUCUGCACUUCUUAGGCAGCCAGAUAUCAGAUUUAUUCUUCUAUUUCCCAGGAUACCACUAUGCACCACAGAGAAUAUAACUGCUUGCACCGUAAAAAGCAAAGAAAAAUGAAAACUAUCACUACUACGCAUACGCUUAUUUUCUUCUGAACACAGAUGUGGGUGUCAGAAUUUUGUUACUGGAAUCAUUAGAGACUUGAUAGAAGGAAAUAUAUCCUUCUCUGAUCUUGACAAGUUAGAAGCCAGAUUUUAGUGAAAAAACAUUACAGAUAAAUAGAAAAAAAUACUAUAAAACCACAAGAACUGUAUAAAGGAAAAAAAUUAUACAAACAUGUUCUCAGUUUUAUAUGAUUGGGAGCUCUGGUCGUAAAAAUAAUAUUGCUCAUGCUCUCGCCAUUGGAAACUACAAGCAGUAAAUAUAGUGAUAAUACUUAUUUUUUAAAUUUACUUUCAAUCAAAAAUCACUUGCACCAUGAUUCUAAGCAUAUUCCCUGUGCUGGGCCCACCAAAGCUAAUUUGAUGCUCGAGGCAGGCAAUGAUAGCACCAUUCUCACCCAAGUCAGAGCACAAUACACAUAAAGCAGCUGUUAUUUUGACUGUGAAGCAGAAAAUCCCACAAGCACCUCUCCCACUUGGACAGCAAAAAUGAGUGAUAAAUUGGAUAACUAAGUUCUUACCUUUCCAGGACACCCAAAAUUUGUUCUCUGAGGCCCUUUGUCACUUCAUUUAAUGCUAAGGCUGAGCCUACUGCUAUGACCCACAGCUUCUUAUUGUACCCAUGGAGCUAUACCCCUACAAGGGUUCCCCCAUUCUUUUGUAUUAAUUAAGAAUGCUCUAGGAUAAUGAACAGUAGUGGUUUCCUUUGCAUGGUAGACAUUCCUUCUGUCCAAGUAAAAGGUGCACACUUUACAUGCAUGGAACUGUGUGGAUGCAAAGGAGUUUUGUAGCGCUUUGUCUCUGAGUUCCCUGAGGCUAGUUCACAUGUGUAGGUUCAAUAUUUCUUAACAAGGGCCUGUUACAGACAGCCAAAAUAAAGCUGCUUCGAGUCACUUUGGAGGUAUGGUAU
Messenger RNA from Sceloporus undulatus (fence lizard), 2693 nucleotides. It is a transcript of the gene RAB3C, whose product is annotated as RAB3C, member RAS oncogene family. The transcript is spliced from 5 exons. Gene Ontology annotation, biological process: protein secretion; regulation of exocytosis; protein localization to plasma membrane. Gene Ontology annotation, cellular component: synaptic vesicle; endosome; plasma membrane. The record is from RefSeq and is a predicted model, not a curated record. The coding region runs from base 84 to 767 and encodes 227 amino acids. Gene Ontology annotation, molecular function: GTPase activity; GTP binding. Lineage: Eukaryota; Metazoa; Chordata; Lepidosauria; Squamata; Phrynosomatidae.